Funneliformis geosporum is the source of this 205-nucleotide messenger RNA. Lineage: Eukaryota; Fungi; Glomeromycota; Glomeromycetes; Glomerales; Glomeraceae. The record is from the annotation of a GenBank genome assembly.
UCUAGCUAAUUUUACAAAGAAUUUGGGUGACAACCAUUCUAUAACAACUCAGCAUUUCAAAGAUUUCUCUCCUGAACAAAUUUCUCUAGUAUGUCAUAAGAGAGCUUGUUCUUAUGAGUAUAUUGAUUCUCAUAAUAGAUUCUUAGAAACAGAACUUCUGACUAUUCAUGAAUUUCAUGGUCAACUUAGUAGAAAAAUUACUUAA